AUGGAGAUCCGACCAGACAGGUUUAAGGCGGUAGCGGGCAAAACUCUGGGGAAAAUUCACAGGCUGAUUGAGAAGCGGCAGCCAAAUGGAGAAACCAUUGAGUUAUCAGCAGAGGGCCGUCCUGAGCUGGUGGAGGAGAAGGAGCUGCCGGUUGUGGACUGUACCUGCUUUGGCUUGCCCAGGCGGUACAUCAUCGCCAUCCUGUCUGGCCUGGGAUUCUGCAUCUCUUUCGGCAUCCGCUGCAACCUGGGUGUGGCCAUUGUAAGCAUGGUCAAUGAUCACACUGUCUACAAAGGCAACAAAGAAGUACUUGUGGCUGCACAGUUCACCUGGGAUCCUGAGACAGUGGGGAUGAUCCACGGCUCCUUCUUCUGGGGCUACAUUGUCACACAGAUCCCGGGCGGCUUUAUAUGUCAAAAAUUUGCAGCCAACAGAGUGUUUGGCUUUGCCAUAGUGGCCACCUCCACCCUCAACAUGCUGAUUCCAUCUGCCGCUCGCUGCCAUUACAGCUGCGUCAUACUGGUCAGGAUAUGCCAGGGCCUUGUUGAGGGUGUAUCUUACCCAGCCUGCCACGGGAUCUGGGCCAAAUGGGCGCCUCCCCUGGAGAGAAGUCGAUUAGCCACAACAGCCUUUUGUGGAUCCUAUGCAGGGGCUGUGGUAGCCAUGCCUUUAGCUGGGAUACUGGUGCAAUACACUGGGUGGCCUUCAGUAUUCUACGUCUAUGGCAGCUUUGGGAUAUUCUGGUACUUGUUCUGGAUUCUGGUGUCGUAUGAGAGUCCCGCAGCGCAUCCCACCAUCUCACCAGAGGAGAGGAAGUACAUCGAAGAUGCGAUUGGAGAGUCUGCAGGAUUUCUCAAUCCUCUCCAGAAAUUUAAAACCCCAUGGAGACACUUCUUCACCUCGAUGCCAGUCUAUGCCAUCAUUGUGGCCAACUUCUGCAGGAGCUGGACCUUCUACCUGCUGCUCAUCAGCCAGCCGGCCUACUUUGAAGAAGUCUUUGGCUUUGAGAUCAGCAAGGUGGGCAUGGUGUCAGCUUUGCCCCAUCUGGUAAUGACAAUCAUCGUGCCUGUUGGAGGCCAGUUGGCAGACUACCUGAGAAGCCACAACCUGAUGUCCACCACCAACGUCAGGAAGAUGAUGAACUGUGGAGGUUUUGGAAUGGAGGCUACCCUCCUACUGGUGGUGGGAUACUCUCACACCAAAGGUGUUGCCAUUUCCUUCUUGGUCCUCGCUGUGGGUUUCAGUGGAUUUGCUAUCUCAGGGUUUAAUGUCAAUCACCUGGAUAUUGCCCCGCGAUAUGCCAGCAUACUGAUGGGGAUCUCAAACGGGGUGGGAACACUAUCUGGAAUGGUGUGUCCUCUCAUAGUGGGAGCCAUGACCAAACACAAGACACGUGAGGAGUGGCAGUAUGUCUUCCUUAUAGCUUCCCUCGUUCAUUAUGGAGGAGUGAUUUUCUACGGAAUCUUUGCAUCAGGAGAAAAGCAGGCGUGGGCAGACAUAGAGGACACGAGCGACGAGAAGUGUGGUAUCAUUAAUGAGGAUGAACUGGCCAAUGAGACGGAGGAGCUCUAUCAUGGAGGUGGGCAGUACGGGGCCAUGAGCCAACCGGUGGUUGGUUCCAAUGGAGGGGGGGCCGGAGGAGGAGGAGCCGGACCUGGAUGGGUGACAGACUGGGAUAAAUCUGAGGAGUAUGUUCAGCCGCCUGGAUACAACUCUUACAUGUAUGGGGGAGAUGAGGAGAGGGAGCUGACAUAGAAGACUGACAUGACACACGUUUAACAAAAAAAAACAAGAUAAAGAA
Messenger RNA from Xiphias gladius (swordfish), 1801 nucleotides. RefSeq names its product solute carrier family 17 member 7a (gene slc17a7a). Gene Ontology annotation, molecular function: neurotransmitter transmembrane transporter activity; L-glutamate transmembrane transporter activity. NCBI's taxonomy places the organism in Eukaryota, Metazoa, Chordata, Actinopteri, Istiophoriformes, Xiphiidae. Gene Ontology annotation, biological process: regulation of synapse structure or activity; neurotransmitter loading into synaptic vesicle; synaptic transmission, glutamatergic. Gene Ontology annotation, cellular component: synaptic vesicle membrane; excitatory synapse. The record is from RefSeq and is a predicted model, not a curated record. Bases 1 to 1755 code for a protein of 584 amino acids. The transcript has 13 exons.